UAUUCUCAGAAUUCUGACUUUAUGGCGUGGGGUGGCGGAGGGAGAGUCAGUGUGGUGUGGUUUUGACCAGAGAGGACAUUACGUCGUCAACGAGUGACUUUUUGCGUGCCAGAGGAUUGCCGGAGGACAUCAUUUCACACUUGGAGGAGCAGGGGAUAAAGUGACUGAUGGAGGGUGCAACUCAACCAGUGCCUGAAAAGCCGGAUUUGGAUGACUUAAUCAAGCUAUGCUUUAGACUUGCAUUCAGCAACAAGGAAAUACUUGCAGUUUUAGCACAUAAUGCUCAGACUAUUAUAAGUAUUCGGACUCUGAAGAGAACUUGUAAAAGACUUGGUCUGUUCCGAAGAAAGAAUCAGUCGGACCUGGGAGAUGUGUUGGCUUUUGUCCAGCAUGAAAUCCUGACUUGUGGCCAGAUGCAAGGUUAUCGCUGGCUUCAUCUACGUGCGAUUCAAAAAGGAUUUGUUGUCUCACAAGAUACAAUAAGACAUAUUAUAAAAUUGGUUGACCCGGUCGGCGUGGAAUUAAGAAGAGCACGACGCCUUAGAAGACGCCAGUACAGCUGCAGAGGCCCAAAUGCUCUUUGGCACAUGGAUGGCUAUGAUAAAUUAAAACCCUAUGGGAUUUGCAUCCAUGGUUGUAUUGAUGGGUUUAGCCGGUAUGUGUUAUGGGCAGAGGCCUAUACCACAAACAAUGAUCCCAAGGUGAUUGCAAGUUAUUUUAUCAAAACAGUUUCGCGCAUUGGUGGAUGUCCAGAGAGGAUCCGUGCAGACGGGGGCACAGAAAAUGGUUGUGUUGAACAGAUGCAAUUGUGUUUGCGACAAAACCACUCUGACAAUUUUGCUGGGGAGAAAAGUUUUCUUUACGGGAGAAGUACUGCCAAUCAGCGCAUUGAAGGGUGGUGGUCCAUCCUUCGCAAACAGAGCGCACAGUUCUGGAUUAAUUUAUUUCAAACUCUUCAGGAGGAUGGUCACUACACAGGAGAUUUUCUGGAUAAAAGUCUUAUCCAGUUCUGCUUUCUUAAUCUUGUGCAGGAUGAGCUGGAUGAAGUUGUGAACACAUGGAACUCGCACAAAAUAAGACCAAGGUCGAACGGUGAUACAGCUUCAGGCCGGCCAGUCGUCAUGUAUUCAUUCCCUGCCAUGCACAGUGCCGAGGAUCGACUGAAACCCACUGGAAUGCAAGAUAUCACUGCGUGUAUGGAAGAGUGCACUCCAAAAUGCCAGUUUCCUUGCGAUGAAACUGUAUUUGAACUGUGUUGUCUGCUAAUGGAGGAAAAUGAAUGGCACGCUCCAUCAGAUCCAUUGCAUGCAAGUGACUUGUAUCUUAUGUUGAGAGAGGAAUUACUGAAGAUUGUUUGACAAGCGUAUUGAUGUAAUACAUAUAAACUACUCAGAAAAUAAUUUAAUCAGUAGUCUGUAUACUCAGUUACUAUGUUUUUUUAGUCUUACAAUGCCUUCUUGACCUUUAAAUAUUCCUUAAUGACCCAAAUUUUCCAGAAUAAUUCAUUGCAAAA
Molecule: messenger RNA, 1513 nt
Organism: Syngnathus acus (greater pipefish)
Lineage: Eukaryota; Metazoa; Chordata; Actinopteri; Syngnathiformes; Syngnathidae
Exons: 3
Coding region: 168-1358 (396 amino acids)
Molecular function (GO): nucleic acid binding
Source: RefSeq, a predicted model, not a curated record